ACUCCUUGUUUAAGUUAGGCUCCUUUGGCUGUUUGACAGCUACUUUUUUCCACAGUCUGUGUGCUCUCUCCAGUGAUGUACACCUCCUUCAGGGAUCAGUCGGAUUAGCAGCGACAUGGCUGCUGAUGACAAGUCCUCGUCCUCGUCUUCAACGGAGUGGAGCGCUGAACAACCUGCCAUCUCACCCUCCAGCCCCUCCCACCUGACCCACUUCAAACCCCUGACUCCAGAGGAGGAUGAGCCGCCGCUCCGGUCUGCCUACAGUUCAUUUGUCAGCCUGUUUCGUUUCAGCAGCAAAGAGGAGGGCCGUCCUGUGUCCACAGCUUCAGAGAAGGAUGUCUCUCAUCCUACCCGUCAGUCAGAGAGACGAAGCCAGUCCUCCAGUCCCUCCCACUCCAUCCACGGCUCGAGGACACAUCGGAAGCAGCACCCUGAGCACGUCAAACGCACCAGUAUAUCUGAUGGCAGCAGGAAAUCUGAGGCUCCCCUGAGCAAUCAUGACCCUCGGACGGCGGUGCAGCUGCGCACGGCUCUGAAGAGGCUGAAGGAAAUCAUGGAGGGAAGGAGCCAGGACAGCGAUCUGAAGCAGUACUGGAUGCCAGACAGCCAGUGUAAAGAGUGUUACGACUGCAACGAGAAGUUCACCACCUUCCGCCGCAGACACCACUGCAGGUUGUGUGGCCAGAUCUUCUGCAGCCGCUGCUGCAACCAGGAGAUCCCUGGAAAGUUCAUGGGCUACACAGGAGAUCUGCGAGCGUGCACAUACUGCCGGAAGCUGGCGCUGAACUACACUCACUCGGCAGAGUCGGGCUCCAUCGGAGAGGAGCUGAGCUCCUUGUCAGACUCCCCCUGCUCUGUGUCCAUGUUGGAACCCAGUGAGCCUCGGACGCCCGUGGGAGGCCGGAAGGCCAGCAGGAACAUCUUCCUGGAGGAGGACCUGACCUGGCAGAGCAUGAUUCACCAGGAGCCUCAGACUAGCGGCCUGGCCUCCAGACUCUCCACGCUGCAGGAGGACAUGGGGAAGUCCCCUGCCAGAAAGAGGUCUGCCAGCGUGACCACCCUGUCUCUGGAUCGCUCCGGGACCGCCCUGGUUCCGUCCUACGACAGUUCAGUCAGCCCGCCAACCAGCAGAGCCAUGUCGGGGACCAAGAGCAGCACCAAGCUGGACCACAGUGAGGAAGAGAGGAAGAUCUUGCUGGAUUCCUCCCACCUGAAGGACUUGUGGAAGAAAAUCUGCCACAACAACACGGGGAUGGAGUUCCAGGACCACCGAUACUGGCUCAGGACUUAUCCAAACUGCAUUGUGGGAAAGGAACUUGUCAACUGGCUGCUGAGGAACGGUACCAUCUCCACCAGGGCCCAGGCUAUAGCCAUCGGCCAGGCGUUGGUGGACGGUCGCUGGCUCGACUGUCUCACUCACCACGACCAGCUGUUCAGGGACGAGUAUGCUCUUUACCGCCCCCUCCAGAGCACAGAAUUCUCCGAAACACCGUCUCCAGACAGCGACAGCAUCAACUCCAUCGAGGGACACUCUGAGCCGUCUUGGUUCAAGGACAUAAAGUUUGAUGACAGCGACUCAGAGCAGCUCAUAGAAGAGUCCGACUACACGAUGCCCAACUCUGCCAGCCCCAGUAAGAGGACAUCAGUCAGCAGCUUCCAGUCUGCGGUGGACAGCGACUCUGCCGCCUCCAUCAACCUCAACAUGGAGCAGAACAACGUGAACUUUCACAUCAGGAAGCAGUCCAAAUACCCACACGUGCCCCCUGCCCCCGAGCACAAAGAGUUUCUCGUGUCGGAGGACGGAGGACAGAACAUCGUCAUCAGCGACGCCUUCAUCAAAGAGUCUUUGUUCAACCGCCGUGUGGAGGAGAAGGCCAAGGAGAUGCUGUUCACGCCGCUGGGCUGGCACCACAGCUCCCUGGAGCAGCUCCGAGAGGAGAACGGGGAGAAGAAGGCCAUGGAGCGACUGCUCUCCGCCAACCACAGCCACAUGAUGGCGCUGCUGCAGCAGCUGCUCUACAGCCAGUCCCUGUCCCUGUCCUGGAGGGACAUCAUCGUCCCCGUGGUCCGGCAGGUCGUCCAGACGGUCCGACCCGACGUCCGCAGCUGCGACGACGACAUGGACAUCCGUCAGCUGGUGCACAUUAAAAAGAUCCCCGGAGGCAAGAAGUUCGACUCCAUGUUGGUCAACGGCUUCGUCUGCACCAAGAACAUCGCCCACAAGAAGAUGAACCCGUACAUCAAGAACCCCAGGGUCCUGCUGCUCAAGUGUCCCAUCGAGUACCUGUACAGGGAGGAGACCAAGUUCACCUGCAUCGAGCCCAUCGUGCUGCAGGAGCGCGAGUUCCUGAGGAACUACGUGCAGCGCAUCGUCGACGUGCGCCCCAACCUGGUGCUGGUGGAGAAGACCGUGUCCCGGAUCGCUCAGGACCUGCUGCUGGAGCACGGCAUCACGCUGGUCAUCAACGUCAAACCGCAAGUGUUGGACCGAGUGAGCCGGAUGACGCAGGGCGACCUGGUCAUGUCCAUGGACCAGCUCCUCACCAAGCCUCGCCUCGGAACCUGCCACAAGUUCUACCUGCAGCCCUUCACCAUGGCGAACAACGAGUCGAAGACCCUCAUGUUCUUCGACGGCUGCCCGCCCCACCUGGGCUGCUCCAUCAAGCUGCGGGGGCCGUCGGAGCACGAGCUGGCCAGGGUGAAGGACAUCAUAAUGCUGAUGGUGUGCGUGGCGUACCACUCGCAGCUGGAGAUUUCCUUCCUUAUGGACGAGUUUGCCAUGCCGCCCAGCUUGCCCCAGAGCAGCUCCUUCCCCUGCCUCCUGGACCAGGAGCCAGACCGAGACAGCCUGGAGAAGACCAUCGGGAGUGAAGAAGAAGCCUCGUCUUUAGAGUCUGCAUCUAGAAAUGGAGAUGUGGACGUUCUUCAAGACAAGCCAAGUCAACAGUCUCCUCCCUUUGGCUUCCUUGAAGACGCUCCUAACGCAGAGACCAGGACCUCGUCCCCGUUCUCCAGUCCUGCUGCAGCCGGUCUGUCCGUCUCUCCUCCGUUCCUCAUGGAGGACGACCAGGAGAUGGGAUCUGACACUCUCAUUGGGAUUUCUGAGGGAGACAUGGUCGUGGAAGGCUCGCUGGUUCUGGAGGACGAAGACCGUUCAGAGACACCCACCCUCAAAGUGUUUCGAGACCCCCUCCAGGACGACACAGGGAUGUUUGUGACCGAGCACGUGGACUCGUCUGACGACCGACUGAAGUCCAUCUCUGCCGUGUUCAAAUACGAGCUGAAGGACGUCAUCCUGUGCAUUUCUCCUUUCAUCACGUUCAAGGAGCCGUUCCUGCUGACGCCUGAAGGCAUGCACUGCCCCAGCAGGGACUACUUCCCUGAACAGGUUUAUUUCUUCCCUCUGCUCAACAAGGACUUCAGAGAGCUGGACGGGCGCAAGAAGCGGCAGCUCCUCAAAGACUCUGCGCCGUCCUCGUCGGUCGGUGGACAGUCCAACGGUGCGUCUCAGCUCAGGCCUGUCCACGUCCUGCCCUGUCAUGCUCUCACCAGAAUCCACAUCGUGGAGCAACUGGGCAGCAGCCAGGACCUGGCCCGGAUGCUGGCUGACUACAGGGCCAAAGGGGGUCGAAUUCGGCAGAAAGGGUCCAGUGAUCCGUUUGGCUCUGCCGGUCCUGCAGUCGGUGGCGGUGGGCAGAACCGGGGAGCAGACAAUCUGAUGAAACCAUGGGUGAAAUCUGACUGUGAGGAGGAGAAGACGAGCAAACAGAACGACCCGGGCUGGACCUCAAAGCUGGACUGUUUGAACCCCAACAACCACCAGAGGCUGUGCGUGCUCUUCAGCAGUUCGUCACUUCAGUCCAACAACGCUCCCAACCCUUGCGUCAGCCCGUGGAUAGUCACCAUGGAGUUCUACGGUAAAAACGACCUGUCUCUGGGCGUCUUCCUGGAGCGCUACUGUUUCAGGCCCUCGUACCAGUGCCCCAGCAUGUUCUGUGAGACUCCCAUGGUGCACCACGUUCGCCGCUUUGUGCACGGCAGCGGCUGUGUGCAGAUCGUGCUGAAGGAGCUGGACUCCCCCGUGCCCGGUUAUCAGCACACCAUCCUCAACUACUCCUGGUGCCGCAUCUGCAAACAGGUGACUCCAGUGGUGCCUCUGUCUAACGAUUCAUGGUCCAUGUCUUUUGCCAAAUAUCUGGAGCUUCGUUUCUAUGGCCACCAGUACACCAGACGGGCCAACGCAGAGCCCUGUGGACACUCCAUCCAUAAAGACUACCAUCAGUAUUUCUCCUACAACCAGAUGGUGGCUUCCUUCAGCUACACGUUCGUAAGGCUGUUGGAGAUUUGUCUUCCUCGUCCCAAGAUCUUCAUCAGGAACCUGGGGCCUUCCAAAGCCAACCUGCAGCAGGACCUAAAGGACUUCUCUCAGAAAGUGGUUCAGGUGUACCUGGCCAUCGAUGACCGGCUCACCUCCCUGAAGACGGAUACCUUCAGCAAGACCCGGGAGGAGAAGAUGGAGGACCUCUUUGCUCAGAAAGAUAUGGAGGAGGCAGAGCUGCGCAGCUGGGUUGACAAGCUUCAGGUGAGGCUGCAGACCUGCAGCCUGGAUUCUCCUCAGCAGCUCCAGGUGGUUCUGGAAUCCCUGGUGAUGAAGAAACAGAGUCUGUGUGAGAUGCUGCAAUCCUGGAACAGCAGACUUCAGGAGCUGUUCCAGCAGGAGAAGAGCAGGAAGCGUCUGUCUGUUCCCCCGAGUCCCGGCAGGCUCAGACCCAGCGCUCCUGACGACAGCAAGAGCACCCUGGACUCCUCUCCUCGAAACCCCUCACCUGUGGUCCAGAAUGGGGACAAAGAAGACCGUCACCUCUGCACGCUGCCCUCAACCACCUCCUCCCAGCUUUCAUCACCUGGAGACCCCGGAGUCGAAACGGUCUCUGCUGGACCCUCCUUCAGUGAGCAGGACUCUGUCAGCAUCCCUGAAGACGUGUUUGACGGACACCUCCUGGGCUCCACAGACAGCCAGGUGAAGGAGAAGUCCACCAUGAAGGCCAUCCUUGCCAACUUCCUGCCUGGAAACAGCUUCAACCCCAUCCCCUUCCCGUUUGAUCCAGACAAACACUACCUGAUGUACGAGCACGAGCGGGUUCCCAUUGCAGUGUGUGAGCGCGAGCCGAGCUCCAUCAUUGCCUUCGCCCUCAGCUGCAAAGAAUACAAAACAGCUCUGGAAGAUCUGUCCAAGGCUUCAAAUGCCACAGGAGAUGAGACUCCACAGCCCCCCAGUGGCGCAGAGAGUCGGUCCAGGAGCAGCCCGGCCAGGCCCGGCGAAUCUUUGUCGACCCAGCAGAGUCGCAGCAGCGCCGAUGGAGAUCCUCUCAGGGACGCCGACCUGGCCGACAAGCAGAAGAAACAGACCCUGAAUCCACACGUGGAGCUGCAAUUCUCUGACGCCAACGCCAAGUUCUACUGUCGGAUCUACUACGCCGAAGAGUUCCACCAGAUGCGUGAGGAGAUCAUGGAGAGCAGCGAGGAGGACUUUGUCCGCUCGCUGUCCCACUGUGUCAACUGGCAGGCCCGGGGAGGGAAGUCUGGAGCCGUUUUCUAUGCUACAGAGGAUGACCGCUUCAUCCUGAAGCAGAUGCCCAGACUGGAGGUCCAGUCCUUCCUGGACUUUGCUCCGCACUACUUCACCUACAUCAGCGGUGCCGUGCAGCAGAAGAGGCCGACAGCGCUGGCCAAAAUCCUGGGGGUCUACAGGAUCGGGUACAAGAACUCCCAGAACAACACAGAGAAAAAACUGGACCUUCUGGUCAUGGAGAACCUGUUCUAUGGCCGUAAGAUGGCUCAGGUGUUUGACCUGAAAGGCUCCCUGAGGAACCGGAACGUGAAGACCGACUCGGGUAAAGAGAGCUGUGAGGUGGUUCUGCUGGACGAGAACCUGCUGAAGCUGAUUCACGACAACCCGCUCUACAUCCGCUCCCACUGCAAGACCAUCCUGCGAGCCGCCAUCCACAGCGACGCCUUCUUCCUGUCCAGCCACCUCAUCAUCGACUACUCGCUGCUGGUGGGGCGGGACGACGCCACGGACCAGCUGGUGGUCGGGAUCAUAGAUUACAUCCGGACAUUCACGUGGGACAAGAAGCUGGAGAUGGUGGUCAAGUCUACGGGAAUCCUGGGAGGCCAAGGGAAGAUGCCCACGGUGGUGUCUCCAGAACUGUACCGGGCCCGCUUCUGUGAGGCCAUGGACAAGUACUUCCUGAUGGUGCCGGACCACUGGACCGGGCUGGGCUCCAACUGCUGAGCAGAAACCGACUGAAGCCUGUCGGUGACGUCGUCCCACAGCUGCAUUGUCUCUUUAGAUCUAAGUCCAGAUGUGCUGCUGUGAGGUCCAGUCCCUCUGAACCCCCCACCGUACGUCAGUCUUAUUUUUUUAUUUGCUGCCGAGUGGAGCCUCAGAAACCUCCAGUCAUGUAAUUAAAUGUUUGUACA
Molecule: messenger RNA, 6483 nt
Organism: Nematolebias whitei (Rio pearlfish)
Lineage: Eukaryota; Metazoa; Chordata; Actinopteri; Cyprinodontiformes; Rivulidae
Gene: pikfyve
Product: phosphoinositide kinase, FYVE finger containing
Exons: 42
Coding region: 116-6295 (2059 amino acids)
Biological process (GO): intracellular signal transduction; phosphatidylinositol metabolic process
Molecular function (GO): metal ion binding; ATP binding; 1-phosphatidylinositol-3-phosphate 5-kinase activity
Source: RefSeq, a predicted model, not a curated record